Fulmarus glacialis (Northern fulmar) is the source of this 6846-nucleotide messenger RNA. Its product is annotated as protein unc-79 homolog. Gene Ontology annotation, molecular function: protein binding. The record is from RefSeq and is a predicted model, not a curated record. NCBI's taxonomy places the organism in Eukaryota, Metazoa, Chordata, Aves, Procellariiformes, Procellariidae.
CCCACAGCUCUUUGGCAGGUUGUAUGAAAAACAGUUGCUUCCAAAAUCCGUUACCUUCAGGAAUACCACAACCGGGUUCUCCACAACAUUUACCCUGUGCCCUCUGGAACUGACAUUGCAAAUACUCUGAAAUACUUUUCUCAGACAUUAUUGAGCAUUUUGUCCCGCACAGGGAAGAAGGAGAAUCAAGAUGCCUCCAAUUUGACAGUGCCCAUGACCAUGUGUCUUUUUCCUGUGCCAUUCCCACUCACCCCAUCUCUAAGACCACAGGUCAGUUCCAUCAACCCUACUGUUACUCGCUCCCUCCUUUACAGCGUCCUGCGAGAUGCUCCAUCUGAACGUGGCCAGCAAAGUCGUGAUGCUCAGUUAUCAGACUACCCAUCCUUGGACUAUCAAGGACUUUACGUGACACUGGUGACACUGCUGGAUCUAGUUCCCUUGCUACAACAUGGUCAACAUGAUCUUGGGCAAUCAAUUUUUUACACUACUACAUGCUUACUUCCUUUUCUCAAUGAUGAUAUUUUGAGUACUUUACCCUAUACAAUGAUUUCAACACUAGCUACCUUUCCUCCAUUUCUGCAUAAGGAUAUUAUAGAGUAUCUCAGCACAUCUUUUCUGCCUAUGGCUAUAUUGGGAUCCUCAAAAAGAGAAGGUGUUCCAGCACAUGUCAAUCUAUCUGCAUCAUCAAUGCUAAUGAUUGCAAUGCAGUACACCUCAAACCCGGUGUAUCACUGCCAAUUAUUGGAAUGCCUCAUGAAAUAUAAGCAAGAAGUAUGGAAAGAUUUGCUAUAUGUGAUAGCCUAUGGACCAUCUCAAGUUAAACCUCCAGCGGUACAAAUGUUAUUUCACUAUUGGCCCAAUUUAAAACCCCCUGGGGCAAUCAGUGAGUACAGAGGACUGCAGUACACAGCCUGGAAUCCUAUUCAUUGCCAGCACAUUGAAUGCCAUAAUGCGAUUAACAAACCAGCUGUGAAGAUGUGCAUUGACCCAUCCUUGUCUGUGGCUUUGGGUGAUAAGCCACCUCCCCUAUAUCUUUGUGAAGAAUGCAGCCAGAGAAUUGCAGGGGAUCACAGUGAAUGGUUGAUUGAUGUUCUUCUACCACAAGCUGAAAUUUCUGCUAUAUGUCAGAAGAAGAACUGUAGUUCACAUGUCAGAAGAGCUGUUGUCACGUGCUUCUCAGCGGGCUGCUGUGGCCGCCAUGGCAACAGGCCAGUGCGCUAUUGCAAAAGAUGCCAUUCGAAUCAUCACAGCAGUGAAGUUGGGGCAGCCGCAGAAACCCAUCUUUAUCAGACCUCACCACCCCCUAUCAAUACUCGGGAGUGUGGGGCAGAGGAACUUGUGUGCACUGUGGAAGCUGUGAUCAGCUUGCUGAAGGAAGCAGAGUUUCAUGCUGAGCAGAGGGAGUAUGAACUCAACCGCAGGAGACAGAUGGGUCUAUCCUCUUCCCAUCACUCCCUGGACAACACAGACUUUGAUAAUAAAGAUGAUGACAAGCAUGACCAACGCCUCCUGAGCCAGUUUGGAAUUUGGUUCUUGGUGAGCCUUUGCACUCCCAGUGAGAAUACACCCACAGAGAGUUUAGCAAGGCUAGUUAGCAUGGUAUUCCAGUGGUUUCACUCUACAGCUUACAUGAUGGAUGAUGAAGUUGGUAGCCUGGUUGAAAAGCUCAAACCCCAGUUUGUUACUAAGUGGCUGAAGACUGUUUGUGAUGUCCGGUUUGAUGUCAUGGUUAUGUGCCUCCUUCCUAAACCAAUGGAGUUUGCCAGGGUUGGUGGAUACUGGGACAAAUCAUGUAGUGCUGUGACCCAAUUAAAAGAAGGGCUGAAUCGAAUCCUUUGCUUGAUUCCGUACAAUGUGAUAAACCAGCCGGUGUGGGAAUGUAUCAUGCCAGAAUGGUUGGAAGCUAUAAGGAUGGAAGUGCCUGAUAAUCAACUGAAAGAGUUCCGGGAAGUGUUGAGCAAAAUGUUUGACAUUGAACUUUGCCCUCUCCCUUUCUCCAUGGAGGAGAUGUUUGGCUUCAUUAGCUGUCGAUUCACAGGGUACCCGUCUUCUGUGCAAGAGCAAGCAUUGCUUUGGCUGCAUGUGUUAUCUGAACUAGACAUUGUUGUUCCUCUUCAGUUACUAAUUAGCAUGUUUUCUGAUGGAGUUAAUUCUGUAAAAGAGUUAGCAAAUCAAAGAAAAUCGAGAGUCAGUGAACUGGCGGGAAAUCUCACAGCUCGGAGGGUAAGCGUUGCUUCUGACCCUGGGCGCAGAGUUCAGCACAACAUGCUGAGUCCUUUCCCAAGCCCCUUCCAGAGUCCAUUUCGGAGUCCAAUACGUAGCCCUUUUCAUAGCCCCUUCAAGAACUUUGGACACACCAGUGGAAAGACAAUUGAUUUUGACUGUGAAGAUGAUGAAAUGAAUCUUAAUUGCUUCAUUCUGAUGUUUGAUCUCAUCUUGAAGCAGAUGGAACUCCAGGAUGAUGGUGUCACUUUGGGCUUAGAGAACAGCAUUUCAAAAGAUAUAAUAUCCAUCAUAAACAAUGUGUUCCAGGCACCCUGGGGUGGUUCACACACCUGUCAGAAAGAUGAAAAAGCAGUUGAAUGUGGUCUGUGUCAGUCCAGCAUUCUGUGUUACCAGCUGGGUUUUGAGCUGCUGGAACAGCUUGCUCCAAAAGAAGAAAUCAGGCUUGUGGAGCCAACAGAUAACCUCGAGGAUAGUCUUCUGUAUACUAGACCUGAGUUUAUUAUAGGAACUGAAGGAGAAGAGGAAGACAAAUCGGCACCAAAACAUGGAGAAAACCCAGGAAAUCACACAGAGACCACAGAAAAUGCUGCAGUAAAGAAUGACACAGAAAGAAAAUUUUGUUAUCAGCAACUUCCAGUUACCUUGAAGCUCGUAUACACUAUAUUGCAGGAAAUGUCAAGGUUUGAAGAACCAGACAUUCUUUUUAACAUGCUGAACUGUCUGAAGAUCCUGUGUCUUCAUGGGGAAUGCCUGUAUAUAGCAAGAAAGGACCAUCCACAAUUUCUUGCCUAUAUUCAAGACCACAUGCUGAUUGCAAGCUUAUGGGGAGUUGUGAAGUCUGAGUUCUCUCAGCUUUCUUCCCUGGCAGUCCCACUUCUUCUUCAUGCACUUUCGCUUCCCCAUGGAGCUGACAUUUUCUGGACAAUCAUAAACAGCAAUUUCAACAGCAAAGAUUGGAAGAUGAGAUUUGAAGCAGUGGAGAAGGUGGCUGUGUUGUGCAGAUUUUUGGAUAUUCACUCUGUGACAAAAAACCACCUACUGAAGUACUCUUUGGCUCAUGCAUUCUGCUGUUUCCUGACUGCUGUGGAAGAUGUCAACCCAGCAGUAGCUACAAGAGCUGGGCUAUUACUUGACACCAUAAAGAGGCCAGCUUUACAGGGUCUCUGCCUCUGCCUUGAUUUCCAGUUUGACACAGUUGUCAAGGACAGGCCCACAAUUCUUAGUAAGCUUUUGCUACUUCAUUUUCUAAAAGCGGAUAUUCCGGCUUUGAGCUGGGAGUUCUUUGUGAAUCGCUUUGAGACCCUGUCUCUGGAAGCACAGCUUCAUCUGGACUGCAACAAAGAAUUCCCUUUCCCAACAACUAUCACUGCUGUCCGGACAAAUGUCGCCAACCUCAGUGAUGCAGCAAUGUGGAAGAUCAAGAGGGCUCGUUUCGCACGUAAUCGUCAGAAGAGUGUGCGUUCCCUGAGGGACAGUGUGAAGGGACCAGUGGAGUCAAAGAGAGCGCUCUCCCUUCCAGAAACCUUAACCACCAAAAUUCCUUUGAGCUUGACCAGACACGAGCAGUCUGCUCCAGCACUUGGAGGAACACCAGAGCAAACACCAGGACAACCCUCCCCAGAGAAUGAUAAUACAAUAAAAGACCUGCUGCCAGAGGAUGCUGGGAUUGAUCACCAGACUGUCCACCAGCUCAUUACUGUGUUGAUGAAGUUCAUGGCAAAGGAUGAGAGCAGCGCUGAGUCAGACAUCAGCAGUGCUAAAGCUUUCAACACAGUCAAGCGCCAUCUGUACGUCCUGCUUGGUUAUGAUCAGCAGGAAGGAUGCUUCAUGAUUGCACCACAAAAAAUGCGUGUUUCGACCUGCUUUAAUGCCUUUAUUGCUGGAAUAGCACAAGUGAUGGACUAUAACAUCAACCUGGGAAAACACCUUCUUCCCUUGGUGGUGCAGGUGUUGAAAUAUUGCACUUGUCCUCAGCUAAGGCAUUACUUUCAGCAGCCUCCCCGCUGCUCCCUCUGGUCCCUCAAACCUCACAUUCGGCAGAUGUGGUUAAAGGCUUUGCUUGUCAUUCUCUAUAAGUACCCCUACAGAGACUGUGAAAUCAGCAAGAUUGUACUCCACCUAAUCCACAUCACAGUCAAUACCCUCAACGCUCAAUAUCACAGCUGCAAGCCCCAUGCAACUGCUGGUCCUUUGUAUAGUGACAACAGUAACAUAAGCCGAUACAGUGAAAAGGAAAAAGCAGAGGAAGACAGUGUUUUUGAUGAAUCUGAUAUUCAUGAUACACCAACUGGACCUUGCAAUAAAGAAUCUCAAACUUUCUUUGCAAGACUGAAAAGAAUUGGUGGCAGCAAAAUGGUGAAAUAUCAACCAGUUGACAUGAAUGCUCAGAGAAGGAAUGCAGACUCCCUGUUGUUUUCAUUAGAUGAACAUCGCAGGAAGUCCUGCAUAGACCGGUGUGACUUAGAAAAACCACCUGUCUCUGCUGCUUACACCAUACACAGGCAGGGUGAUUAUGGACGAUCUCGACAGAAUUCUUCUACUAAAGCUGAAAAUAUAGAAACACAAGAAAAUCUUCCUCGUACAGAGAGUUUCCAGGAAACAAGAAGACCUGUCAUACCAGAAGUUAGGUUAAACUGCAUGGAAACCUAUGAAGUGAAAGUGGACUCUCCGAUUAAACCUGUUGGUCCCAAGGAAGAUUUAGAUCUGAUAGAUUUGUCCUCUGACUCAACAUCGGGUCCUGAAAAGCAUUCAGUACUCUCCACUUCAGACAGUGACUCUUUAGUCUUUGAACCACUUCCUCCCCUUAGAAUAGUGGAGAGCGAUGAAGAAGAAGAAACAACAAACCAGCUGAAUGAUGAGGUCUCUGGCAAAACUGCCGCAUCGUCUCCCUCAACUCCUAUCAAUGUCUCUGCACUCAGUCUUAGUACAACUCCUCUGGUCCAGUUCAGUAUUGAAGAUUGCUCCAAAGAUUUUAGUUCUAAGGAUACAAGCAAAAUAGAGGAGAUCCUUUCCAAUUCUCCGAAAGAUCAAAAGGACUCUUCAGGGUUAGUUAAGCCAGAAGAACUUCAGGACAUGCCCUGUGGGAACCCACUAACACUGAAACAGAAAAGGGACCUGCUGCAGAAGUCAUUUGCCCUUCCAGAAAUGUCCCUUGAUGAUAACUCCGAGCUCAGUGUGGAGGAAAUUAGACCUAGUGGAGCAAUUCCAAGCCCAAAUGUAAAGACGGUCCUUAUUAAAGUCCCCGAAGAUUCUGAAAACCAAACAGAAAGUGAUAAACUUGAUACCAACACAGAGUCUGACACUGAACAAAACACAGAGCAGAAACAAGAAGAGGAGACUGAGGAGUCAGAAUUUAAGAUUCAGAUUGUUCCUCGCCAGAGGAAGCAGAGGAAGAUUGCUGUGAGUGCUAUUCAGAGGGAAUACCUGGACAUUUCCUUUAACAUCCUUGACAAGCUGGGAGAGCAGAAGGAGGCAGAUCCUGCUGCCAAAGGACUUUCAACACUGGAAAUGCCAAGAGAGUCAUCAUCUGCACCAACCCUUGAAGCAGAUGUCCCAGAGACAAGUAGUCACUCUUCCAUAUCAACUCAGUUCAGACAAAUGAAAAGAGGCUCUUUGGGAGCUCUGACAAUGAACCAGCUAAUGAAGAGGCAGCUGGAACACCAGUCUAGCGCUCCCCACAAUAUCAGCACUUGGGAUACUGAGCAGAUACAGCAUGGAAAGCGGCUGUGCAAUGUCCCUGUUUGCCUAAACCCCGACUUGGAGGGACCACCACUGAGAAUCAGAGGUGCCACAAAAUCUAGCCUGCUGUCAGCACCCAGUAUAGUCAGUAUGUUUGUACCUGCACCAGAAGAAUUUGCUGAUGACCAGCCCACUGUGAUGACUGACAAGUGCCAUGACUGUGGGGCUAUUCUUGAAGAAUAUGAUGAAGAAACACUAGGCCUGGCCAUAGUUGUGCUCUCAACCUUCAUUCACCUUAGUCCGGACUUGGCUGCUCCUUUGCUGUUGGACAUCAUGCAGUCUGUAGGAAGGUUGGCAUCAAGUACCAGUUUUUCUAAUCAAGCAGAAAGCAUGAUGAUCCCUGGAAAUGCUGCAGGUGUGGCCAAGCAGUUCCUCCGUUGUGUGUUCCAUCAGCUGGCUCCCAAUGGCAUCUUCCCCCAGCUCUUCCAGAGCAAUAUUAAAGAUGGAAGUUUUUUACGGACCUUGGCCACGUCUCUUAUGGACUUCAGUGAGCUGAGUUCCAUUGCUGCUCUGAGCCAGCUGUUAGAGGGCUUAAACAACAAAAAGAAUUUACCAGCAGGGGGUGCAAUGCUACGCUGUUUGGAAAAUAUUGCUACCUUUAUGGAAGCCUUGCCGAUGGAUUCGCCCAGUAACCUCUGGACCACAAUUAGUAAUCAGUUUCAGACCUUCCUUACUAAACUCCCUUGUGUUUUGCCACUUAAGUGUUCUUUAGAUUCUAGUUUGAGAAUCAUGAUUUGCUUGUUGAAGAUACCUACCACUAGUGCCACCAGGAGUCUUCUGGAGCCUUUUUCAAAAUUACUAAGCUUUGUAAUUCAGAAUGCUGUCUUCACUCUGGCCUACCUGGUAGAACUGUGUGGUUUGUGCUACCGAGCCUUCACUAAG